AUGGUCCAACAACCGCGGCCUAGAGGUCCGCCCACGCCUAGUAUGAGCACGCCGGCUCCCGAUUUCGACCAACAAGUUACGGGCUCUCCCCCACCACCUCCCACGCCCGCGGCCUCCCCGGGGCCUACGGAUACCCAACCCGACUGGAGCGAUGCCGCCGACGACGAAGACUUUUUCCUCGCCCAAAUGCGUCAUCAUUUUAAGGCUUGUUCCGGGCCCCAGAGGACUCGGGUCCUCGCCGACUUGCUAAAUAUGUGCACGACUCAGCAGCUCAGCUUUGUACAUCAAUUCGUGAGCCCUUUGUUGAAGAAGGACCCCUUCACUAGCCUACCAGACGAACUGUGCUUGAGGAUAUUAUCAUUUAUAGAUGACCCUCAAGUACUUGCGCGGGCGUCGCAGGUAUCCAGAAGGUGGAGGGAUCUUUUAAGCGACGAUGUAACGUGGAAAAAUCUCUGUGUAAAACAUGAUUAUGGUCGUCGCCUCUCAGAAGUUUCCUAUGGAGUUGCGCCAUUUGCGUCGACUAGGCCAGGAGCUUUACCUCUCCCAGAUCCCGAAUACACUCAUAGCUUUCCCGGUGCUAUACCCGGACCCUCGUCGUUUCAUUCGUCAUCUCGGGGCUUUGAUGGCUCUUCGGAGAGCUCCUCUUCAGUCGCGAGACCUAAACUACGGUCGUAUAAAUCUCAUUUUAAGCAGAGAUAUCUUGUUGAAUCAGCAUGGAGAACUGGUGGCCGAAACACUACACGAACUAUUACUCAAGACAAUAGAGUUGUGACUAGUUUGCACUUGACCCCGAAAUAUAUUGUGGUAGCCCUCGAUAAUGCAAGGAUCCAUAUCUUUGAUCGGGAAGGCAAUGCUCUUCGCACCCUUCAGGGCCAUAUCAUGGGCGUCUGGGCUAUGGUUCCGUGGGAAGACAUCCUGGUCAGUGGCGGGUGUGAUCGUGACGUGCGAGUCUGGGAUAUGACAUCUGGGAGAUGUUUAUAUACUUUACGCGGCCACACAUCCACAGUUCGCUGCCUUAAAAUGUCCGAUGCGAACACCGCCAUUUCCGGCUCCCGUGAUACUACCUUGAGAGUUUGGGAUAUUAGGCAAGGAGUUUGCAGGAAUGUCCUGGUUGGCCACCAAGCAAGCGUGAGAUGUUUGGAGAUAAAAGGAGACAUUGUCGUCUCCGGUAGCUACGAUGCGACAGCCAAAAUAUGGAGCAUAUCUGAAGGCAGGUGUCUGCACACACUCUCUGGCCACUUCAGCCAGAUAUAUGCCAUCGCUUUUGAUGGCCACCGUGUCGUUACUGGAAGCCUCGAUACUAGCGUUCGCGUCUGGGACGCUCACACGGGUGAUGCCAUCGCUGUCCUCCAAGGUCACACUUCUCUCGUAGGUCAAUUACAGUUACGAGGUAAUACACUGGUCACAGGGGGUUCAGAUGGCUCUGUCAGGGUUUGGUCUCUCGAGAAGAUGUGCCCUAUUCACCGACUAGCAGCACACGACAACAGUGUCACCAGCCUACAAUUUGACGACACGCGUGUUGUGAGCGGAGGCAGUGACGGCAGGGUCAAGGUCUGGGAUGUAAAAACGGGCCACCUCGUGCGGGAGCUCAUCACGGCCGAGUCCGUCUGGAGGGUAGUAUUUGAGGACGAAAAGUGCGUUGCAGUUGCGAAUAGAGGAAGUAGGGUCAUGAUGGAGGUUUGGUCGUUCUCGCCCCCAGAGGACGCCUUUUGCGAAAGACCGCUUUCUUUACCUCAAAACCUUGUCGAGCCAUCACCCACCCGGCCUAUGACGGGCGAUUUCCGUCGUUCAAAUCUAGGGCUAGCUUCGGACGAUAGUUCAGGCAGAAAGGAUGUUGAAAUGACCGAUGCUGGCCCAUCAACCGCGCCUCUUGUCGGGAACACGACGUUCUUCCACGACGAUUAG
Messenger RNA from Daldinia caldariorum, 1905 nucleotides. Its product is annotated as WD40 repeat-like protein. The coding region runs from base 1 to 1905 and encodes 634 amino acids. Gene Ontology annotation, molecular function: protein binding. The transcript has 4 exons. Lineage: Eukaryota; Fungi; Ascomycota; Sordariomycetes; Xylariales; Hypoxylaceae. The record is from RefSeq and is a predicted model, not a curated record.